UCAAGUGGCAGGAGCAGGAGCAGGAGCAGGAGUAGUGCCAUUUGCAAGUCCUUAAAUGCCUUUGCAGCUCGUCAUUGUCGUUGGCAUUGUGGCUGCACUUGCUGCCCCCCUUCGGGGCGCCCCAGCCAGUGCCGCCGGCUUUAAGCCAGCCAGCCAGCCCCCUUUUGGCCAUGUUCCGUGUCGCUGGCAUUGUCAAUGCUUUCGACUUCCUUCCGCUGUGGCCAACAAAUUCGAGCCGCGCAUGCAGGCCGCGCAAACAUAAUCAUCAUUAUUGCAGCAAUCAGCAUAUUUGGCAGGCUUAAAGGCAGCCGCUGUCCUGCGGGAAAAACACGGAAGCAUUGUGCAUUUUCCCCGCUCAUACGAACAUAUAUCGUGCCCCCGGUGUUCCGCAGUGUACCCCUUUUGCUCUGCGUUAAGUUGUGUGGUUAUGCUUAAUAUGCGUCAUUAAAAUGGUUGUUGUUUUUACCGCACCGCAGCGGCUAAACUGCAAAAAAAAUAUGGUACCAAAAGAAAAGGACUGCAAAAGGGGAGCUAAAAUAUUAUAUAUAUAUAUAUAAAUAUUCUUGGAGAUCAGUGUCUUGAAUAACUUAGCCAUAUGCUAUCAUCAGAAAGUUACUUGGUCACCGGAAGAAGGAUAUACUUAUGGAGUGACAUAUACACAAAAAUUUCAGUUGCAGUGUAUCAGCCGGGGGUCGAAUGCAAGUGCGUGGGCAGGCCUUAGGCCCAUCACCUGAACUCACCUAAAAAACACAGCCAGCCAACACACGUGCAUUAUGCAAAUAUCAAAUAUAUUGCCCAGUGCAUGCGAUAAGAAUCCAUUGCGCAAAAAUUAAUUAGUCAAUUUGCAUGAAAUUUAUGUACAAAGCGCGAACAAACGAAACCAAAACGAGCCAACAGGCGGCAUUUCAAGGAGUUGGAGUGUGGAUUUGGGGAUAAACAUAUAUCUGACUCGAAUCGGUUGAAGUCUUGCCACAGGCCACACUGUGCAACAAACAUUUUUGAAUGGUUUCAUAUUAUAAAUUUAAAAGCAAGCAAGAAAAAGUAGCAUUCGCAAUAUUGUACUCAUAUUUUUGAUACUAGAUUCGUGUCUAUCGUAAUAAGCAACACUUAUUAAACAGGAAUCGUAAUCGCAAGUUAUUCUUUAGCAGUCUUUACCUGAAUAGUGUUCUUUUGUACUUCUCACAUAGAGUAGUAGCUUUUAAAAUAUUGUACUUGCUAGUCUCGAUUCAUAUAUAUCGUAUUAACUAAAACUUAUUAAUCGGGAAUCGGUUUCGGAAGUAUUUUUAUGGUCACAUCACAGUCGCUUUUGUGUGAAUAGUGUUCCUUUUUUUGCGAAGACUAGCUUUUCCAGUAUUGCUACCCUCGACUCGUGUUUAUCGAUAAACCAACACUGAUUAACCAACACUGAAAACCAACACACUAAACAAUUAUUUUGUGCAGUCAUUUUCAGUCGUCCUCACCUGAAUAAUUGUUGAAGUGCUCUGUUUUGAUUUUGAAAUGGUACAUUACCGCACACAUGAACCUAGUGGUUCGCCACCGAUGCCCCUUCUCCGCCAGAUCGGGCACACGUCGGGUCACUGUAAUGUGCGCUGCGACGGCUGCGGCAACAGCAGGAUGACCUUCUAUCGCUACAAGUGCCUGCGCUGCCUGGACUACGACCUUUGCUCCGUCUGCAAGGAAAAUGGGGUCUCGAACGGGUUGCACCUUCUGGAGCACCCGCUCCAGUGCCUAAUGGAUCGUGAUGCCCUUGAGCUGCAUUUCGCCGGCGAGCCGAUUCCGAUUUUGUGCGCCGACAGCUUCACGUGCCCUGUGUGCGGCGAAAUGGGGUUUUCCGUGGAGGAUCUGAAGACGCACUGCCAAGAGAACCAUAUCAUGGCGCACACAGUCGUUAUUUGCCCGGUCUGCGCGGCGGUCCCAUUGUCGCAACCGAGACAUAUCGAUCACAUUACCAAUCACUUGAUGUUCUCGCCAUCGCAUUGAUCUGCAGUCGAUCCCUUGAUGAUCUCUCCAUAGCACCGCUCUCCAGUCGAUCCCUUCGCCGAUUCCGAAGAUUGGGAUUAGCCAUAAAUCCUUCGCAUCAGGAUGACCAAGAAGCACUCCACAACAUUAGGCGUUUGCAGAUUUUACAACACACCAAAAACCACACAAAAACAAAAAAACAAGCAUUUGUACCGCUAAGGAAUUCGCAUGCGGAAUCAAAUGGUUCCUUUAUUCGUUUGAUAAGGAAUGACAAAUGUUAAAAAAACUAAAAAAAACACACAAAAAAACACAAAACUCACAAAAAAAAAAACAAAAGGCCGAGCACUUGCAUCGCCACGCAAUUUGC
Drosophila sechellia is the source of this 2326-nucleotide messenger RNA. Its product is annotated as E3 ubiquitin-protein ligase KCMF1. Gene Ontology annotation, cellular component: plasma membrane. The record is from RefSeq and is a predicted model, not a curated record. The transcript is spliced from 2 exons. The coding region runs from base 1498 to 1980 and encodes 160 amino acids. Gene Ontology annotation, molecular function: zinc ion binding. Gene Ontology annotation, biological process: synaptic signaling. Lineage: Eukaryota; Metazoa; Arthropoda; Insecta; Diptera; Drosophilidae.